Molecule: messenger RNA, 171 nt
Organism: Entrophospora candida
Lineage: Eukaryota; Fungi; Glomeromycota; Glomeromycetes; Entrophosporales; Entrophosporaceae
Source: the annotation of a GenBank genome assembly
AUGAAUGUGAUGUACUUGGAUGCGUCAAAAGAUUUGUUACCAAAUCUGAACUCAAGAAGCAUAAAUCUAGGAUUUAUUAAAAUUGGGUUGAAUAAUAUGGAUAUUAAGAUACAAUCAUUAGAAAUGUUGUCACAAGGUGGAAUGGCACUUAUUUUGUUCUUGAGUGAUUAG